UGGUAAAUCACUGUAUUCCUAAAGUUAUUCCUAAUAAUAAUAAUGAUAAUUUCAAUUACUCUUUCCCUCGCAGCCGCCGACCACUCCACCCCCGUCUGCUCACUCUUCUUCUCCGGCGAGCAUCAGACAGCAUAUAAAUGUUGGCAUUUACUCACUGUUUCUCCUUCUCCGGCGGCUCUGUGAACCCAAGUCGACGACCAAGUUCCUCCGACAACCGACGCGAGUAGCCACCUACGUAGAUUGACGCCGAACUUCUUCUCCGGUGGUCCCAGUUACUCGCCAGAGGGUUUUUGACCCACAUAUCUGACUUCCAUCGUGGGCAAGAUUUCGAUUGGCUUCGCCGAGGCCUUUGCAACAUUGUUUCUUUCCUUAUCGACGAGCUUCGACAUUAAGUCGGAUUGGCCUCAAGUCAAUCCACCCAUAACGUUAAAGGUUAAAUUUUCAAGUUCGGAUGCUUUCGAGCACUAACCAGCAUGGUUAAAAUCCUUUUUGGUGAUCGUUCGGAGUGCUGUGAAGAGCAUUAUGGCACAAGACAUCAAGGGAUGGUUAUCUUAGGACUUGAUAGUUUGACAUAAAAAUUAUUUGUAGUAACUUGCUUCCGCUGAUUUGGGUUGUUACAUUGGUAGUUUCUCCUCCAGUUAUUGAAGCUGUUCAAAGUUUGCUCAUUGACACUAUGAGUCCUGUGAAGUUGACCCUUCGGUGUCCUUCUAAGAUAGGGCAAGUUAUAGUUGACCCAGAUCCUGAUUUUAGCUUUGAUGAUUUGCGACUGGAACUUCACUCCUUGGAGGAGAAGCUAAAUAAGUCCACGAUGCCUUUCAAGAAAACAUGUUCACGAGACUUCCCUGUCACAAAAACUUUGAAGAGAAGCUCCAAGCCUUUUAUUAUGGGCGUGUAUGAGGACGAACUAGAAGAAAUAUUUAGCGAUGAAGUGGUUUGUGACCCAAGUUCAAAUGCUAAUCGCUUCAAUUGUGAUGGAAUUUUUCUCAGUGAUAGUGAAGAUUCUGACAAUGAAUCAACUCUUGAAGCACAAGCCUAUCUGAAGGAGGACAUGGAUUUAGUGGAAAGUUCUUUGGCUAAGCUAACACAUGAUCAUAUGCUUAAUAUAAAGGAGGAAAUCAGGAACCAACUUGGAAGGUUGGAGACUGACCUUACUACUUUAAAUGAAAAGUCAAGUGCUGCAAUCUCUCAAAUUGAGAAAUACUAUGAGGCAAGACGAGAAGCGGACCGGAGAUUGGAUACCCAAUAUCAACGUGAGAUUGCUGAAGGCCUGGAUAAGUACUUGACAACUGUUCAACAUCAUCACGAACAAAUAUCACAAAGAGAAGAAAGAAAAAUAAGAAGUGAUGCAGCUUUUGAGGAAGCCAAAAGAAAGGAGAAGGCUAUUCUAGAGGAUAAAAAACGUCAAGAAAAGCUUAAAGCAGAAGCCGAGGCAAAAGCCAAAGCCGAGGAGGCAAUGAAAGCUGCCAUAGAAGCUGAGAGGAGAGCAGCGAAAGAAGCUGCUGAAACGGAAGCUGCUGAAAACUUAAAAAAAGUUGAUACUGUACAAGUGCAAGAAACUAUGGUUGGGUCGCUAGCUACCAAACCAGUAAACUCAGUUGGCCAGCCUAAAGGGACUGCUCCGGAUGAAACAUUUGUGUCGAAAUCACCAGAUAGCAUGGUUCGAGCCUCGAAAAGUGCUUUGGCUUUAGAGCCGGAGAGACUACAAAAACUCAAGGAGGUAGAGGAGGGAAACCAAGCAUUGAGAUUGAGUUCAAAUAAGGAUUUUAGCACCUAUGAAAGGCAUAUUGCUAGGCUAAUCAAACAAAUAGGGGGGACGAAAGAGAAUGUUAGAACAAAAACUAGUGAAAUUCUCAAGAUUUUCAUGGCUCCUCUUUGUCCACAAACGAUUAGCAUUGCAGCAUUUGCAAAAAAGAUCGUUUCUCAAUGUGAAAGUCCACAUGAUGCAUUUGCACUCAGUCAUGUUAUUGUUCUUGUUACCUCACAGGCCCCAAGUGCUCUGGUUCUUGUUCUUGCAGAGUUGCAUAGAGCUUGCAUCUACACAGUUCCGAAGCACAUACAAUAUUCAGCGGCUGCAUAUGAAUCCAAAGAGUCAUAUUACAAAACUAUUGGAUUUCGAGAGGUUGAUGGGAAAAUGGAGAGUGUUGAGGAUUAUUUGACGAGACUAGAAGCAUACGUGAAACUAUAUGCGGCAUUGAUUCAGACGGAAAUUCCUGGUGUUCGCAAUUUACAUGGUCUCGAGGAAGGUUGGGCAUGGCUGGCUAGAUUUCUAAAUGCAAUUCCCCCCAAUUUAUUUACUGCAGCCUCGCUCAAUGCAUUCUUAAAAGUAGCAGGCUUUGCAAUGUAUAGAAAAUAUAAAUCCCAGUUCAUGAAGCUUUUGAACAUCAUCUCCGACAACUUCUUGAGCGCGAUACGAGGAAAAGGUAAUGCCAAUUUGAACCAUAUAAUAUUGGACAUUGAAUCCUAUUUGGAAGACCGAAAAUUCCUUGAAGAACCAGAAGGAAAAACCUUGGUGGGGGGUUCCUUGUUGUCCUCGGAUGCUUUUCCGGAGCCAGAGCACACGCAGGAAUAUUACCGCCAUUCAAGUAAUUCAUAUUAUUGAUACAUGUACAUUUUUGUUGUUAAUUUAUCAGAGGGAAUGUAACACUUCCUAUUUAGCCUUGCUUUAUCAUUUAGAACUGAAGAUGUAUCAUCAAUAACUUAGGGAUUAUUCAAUACAAAAGAAAACUAUAGCAUUAUUGAAGAGUUGUACUACAGAGAUUGUGUAUAAACUUGCAACUCUAUGCAAUGACAAUGAUGAAUUUUAUUGAAGGAAGAACUUUUGCUUUGUUAA
This is a messenger RNA of Cucumis melo (muskmelon), 2830 nucleotides long. RefSeq names its product mRNA export factor GLE1. Gene Ontology annotation, molecular function: translation initiation factor binding; inositol hexakisphosphate binding; phospholipid binding. Gene Ontology annotation, biological process: regulation of translational initiation; regulation of translational termination; poly(A)+ mRNA export from nucleus. Lineage: Eukaryota; Viridiplantae; Streptophyta; Magnoliopsida; Cucurbitales; Cucurbitaceae. The transcript has 17 exons. The record is from RefSeq and is a predicted model, not a curated record. Gene Ontology annotation, cellular component: nuclear pore cytoplasmic filaments; nuclear pore; cytoplasm. The coding region runs from base 674 to 2599 and encodes 641 amino acids.